Molecule: messenger RNA, 3540 nt
Organism: Plasmodium malariae
Lineage: Eukaryota; Apicomplexa; Aconoidasida; Haemosporida; Plasmodiidae
Product: structural maintenance of chromosomes protein 3, putative
Exons: 21
Coding region: 1-3540 (1179 amino acids)
Biological process (GO): mitotic sister chromatid cohesion
Cellular component (GO): chromosome
Molecular function (GO): double-stranded DNA binding; ATP binding; cohesin loader activity
Source: RefSeq, a predicted model, not a curated record
AUGCACAUAAAGCAAAUAAAAUUAAAAGGUUUUCGAACGUACAAAAAUGAAAUAACGAUCGAUUUUACGAAAGGAAUUAAUUGCAUAGUGGGGUUUAAUGGGUCAGGUAAAAGUAAUAUCCUACUGGCCAUCGAGUUUAUAUUAAGCGACAUAUGUGAGUACAAGCAGGUUUUUUUACAUGAAGGAAUAGGAAAUGCUGUUAGAAGUUGUUAUGUGGAAAUAAUUUUCGAUAAUUCUGAAAAAUAUUUUAGUAUGUUUAAAGAGAAUGAAAUUAAAAUAAAAAAAGUAUUAGAAAAUAUGAAAUGUGAAAUAUACGUUAAUGAUAAGAAUAUUAGUAAGAAUCAAUAUGUUGAGUUGUUAGAAAGUUGUGGUUUAUGUAUUAAUAACUUAUAUAAUAUUAUUAAGCAAGGACAAAUAAUAAAGUUGAGUAAUAUGCAAGAUGAAGAAAUUUUAAAUUAUCUAAAAAGUAUUUUAGGUGCAAAAAUAUUUGAAGAAAAAAAAAAAGAUGCUUUAUCUAUGUUAAAAGAAUGUGAUUCUAAAAAAGAUACAAUUGAAAAAGAAUUCAAUGAUAUGAAUACAAAAUUAGAGAGCCUACAAGAAGAAUUUGAGAAAUUUUUAGAAUAUAAAAAAUUAGAAAAAGAAAAAGUUUAUUUAGAAUACUUUUUAAAUGAAAUAAAUUACAAAAAUAUUUAUGAAGAAACACAAAUAUUAAAAUCAAAACUGCAACAAUUAAAAGGUAAAACACAAGAUGAAGAUAAUAAUUUAAAUUUAAGUAAUAGUACCAAAUCAGAAUAUACCGAAAAGUUAAAUAAAAUGAAGUUAGAAAUUGUGUCCUAUCAAAAUGAGUUAGACAAAACGGUUUCAGAAGAAAUUCAAAAUAAAAGAAAUAUUAUACAUCUAGAAAUCCUAAUUGAUGAAAAAAAAAAAGAAAAAAGCUUAAAAGAAUCAAAAAAUAAAUGCAAAAUUGAAAAUAUAAACCAGAUUAACGAAUUUAUACUCAGAGUUAAUGAAAAGUUACAAAGUCUCAAAAGUGUUAUCAAUAUAAAGGAAAGAGAAAUAGAGAAUAAGAACAAUGAAAUAAACAUGCUUUUAUCAAAAAAUAAGAUGAAUAAUACGAAGGAGGGAAGUUAUUCCCAUAAUGUGAAAAAAAUCGAAAAGAUGAUAAAUGAUAUCAAUAAAGAAUUGUCCUUUUUGGAGAAGGAGACCAUAAAAAACGAAAAAUAUCUGCAGGAGUUCGAGGAAGAGUCCAAGCUUUUAAAGGAGAAUAUUGAGGGGAAUAAAUCAUUGUCAGAAAAAUAUGUGGAUGAAAUAAAUGAACUCAACAAUAAAAUAUCACAAGGGACUGCAAAUUUAAAUAACAUAAAAAGUCAAAUGAUUGAAGUAAAUGAAAAAUAUGAAGAGAUGAUAAAAAGUUCUAAUAAAGAAAUUGUCAAAAUGGUUGAUCUUAUCUUACAAGAUGGAAAUAUAAAUAAGGAAAAUAUUUUAGGAUUCUUAAUAGACAAUAUAAAUGUAGACAACACGUAUGUCAAGGCUGUGGAUACCGUUUUGGAAAAUCAUUAUUUCACGCUAAUUGUAGAGGAUAUGAAAACAGCAAAAAAAAUAGUUGAGUUUAUAGAAAAGAAAAGAGAUGAAAAAAAAAAUAAAGAAUUUGACUUCAAAGAUUUUUUUUUCGGAAAAUUAACUAUAGUACCUUUAUUGAACAUAAAAAAAUAUAGUGAGUUUACUUAUCCAAAUGAUAAGAACAUUAUUCCGUUGAUAAAUUGUGUAAAUUAUAAUAGCAAAAUAUAUGAAUUUUUAAAAAAUAUUUUAUUUAAAACUGUUAUUGUAAAAUCGUUGGAAUCGUGUCAGAAUUAUUUAGAAGACAGUUACAACUGCGUGAACAUUGAGGGAGACUACCUAAGCAAUCAUGGUUUCAUGAAUGGCGGGUACAACAAAAAAAAAUAUGGCAUUUACACAAUAUACAACAAGUUGAAAGAAUUGAAGGAAGAAGAAAAAAAAGAGAAAAGUACUAUUGAAGAGUUAACAAAGAAAAUUGAAAAAAUAGAGGAUGAAUUAAUAGAUAUUUAUGAUAAGAAAUCAACUAUGUUAGCUCAAAAAAAUGGUUGUGUAACAACCCUUAACUCAAUUACAAAUAACAUACAUGCGAAUGAUGAAAACAUUAGAACGACCAAUGAAAAAAUAAAGUAUUUAAAAGAAAAAAAAGAAAACCUUGAAGAGUAUAAAGAUAAAUUAAAAAUACAAAUAUUACAGUUACGAAGUAAUAAUAUAAACCCAGAUGAAUCGCACAAUGGGGUAGAUGAUAUUAAUUCCUUAAAUGAUGAGGUCAAAAAAUUAAAAGAAGAGCUAAACAAAAUUAGAAAUGAGUACGAUGAUUUUAAAAAUAAGUUGGAAUUGCUCUAUCAGAAGAGAAAUGAGAAUGAUUCGAACAUAUACAUGGAGGAGUACGAAGAUGUAGACAUAGAUGAAUACAACAAAGAACUGAAGGAUAAAAAAUAUUACAUCGAAAAGAUUGAAAAGGAGAAGAUACACUAUGAGCAAAAAAUAAAACAAAUCAAGAAAGAAAUGGAAAGCGUUAAGUCCAACAUAGAUAAAAUUUUAAUAAAUGAAAAGAAGCAUAAAAAAAAAAUAUUAGAUCUUUGUCAUCAGAUGAAUCAAAUAAAUGAAGAACUUAGAAUUUUAGAAGGAAACGAGGAAAAUAUAAGAAAAAAAAAAAUUCUUUUACCACAAGGAAUAAAGGAAUUCGAAGAAUACACAAAUUAUGAUAAGCAGGAGUUGUGUUCAAAACUUAAAUCAAUUACAUUCGAACUGAAAAAAUAUUCAAACGUAAAUGAAAAGGCCGGAGAUCGAUUAAAUAUGAUGAUGAGCGAUUUUAAUGAACUAAAAAAAAGAAAUGAAGAAAUAAACACGUCUUAUAAGAAUAUUAAGGAGAUGAUACAACACAUUGGAAAAAAAAAGGAUGAAGCGUUAGAGGCUACCUACAUAAAAAUAAAUAAAUAUUUUUCCGAAUAUUUCUCGCUACUUUUUAAAAACAGAAAAGCUAGUUUGGUGUUAAAGAAAAUGAGCGAAAAGGAGUACCACGACAAAUUAAAGGAAAUGAGUGAAAAAAAGAUAAGGAAAAAAGCGAUCGAUGACGAAGUGUAUGUUGAUAAAAUUACGGGAAUUUCUAUAAAUAUCACCUCAAAUGAAGAUGAGAAAAUGCAUUAUACAAUUCAAGAAUUGUCAGGGGGGGAAAGAAGCAUUGUUGCUAUUUGUCUGUUUUUGUGUCUAAAUAAAAUUGAUAAUUUUUCAUUUUUCUUUUUUGAUGAAAUUGAUGCCGCACUGGAUACAGUACACAGGGAUAAUCUCUCAUUGCUACUUAAGGAACUAGCUCGAAGAGGAACACAAUUCAUAAUUACAACAUUUAGAAAAGAAUUGUUGGAAUACUGCGAAAACAUGUACAUAGUCAAAAUUAUAGAUAGAGAAAGCUAUAUUUCCAAAGGGACCAAAAAGGAGGCAUACGAAAUAAUUAGCAUUGAAGAAAAAAAUGCCUUAGAAAAUUAG